Molecule: messenger RNA, 2789 nt
Organism: Tribolium madens (black flour beetle)
Lineage: Eukaryota; Metazoa; Arthropoda; Insecta; Coleoptera; Tenebrionidae
Exons: 5
Coding region: 200-2254 (684 amino acids)
Cellular component (GO): cytoplasm
Molecular function (GO): protein binding
Source: RefSeq, a predicted model, not a curated record
GUGUGUAGAGUAGAAACGCAUGCGUUUGUAUUUUAUUGCGAUAACAAAAAUAAUAUCAACUCAACCAUGUGUCGUGUGCUGUUUCUAAUAAAAUGUUUACUCAAACAUAAAUAAAUCCGCCGCAAAGAAACGUCCAAAAUGCCACAAAAUUGAAUAAACUAAUCAGGAUCCAAGCUUGGGAUUGUAGAAGAAAUUUAAUAUGUGGAGUGCCGUAGUCCCUGCCGAUGUUGAAAGCCCAGCUCCUUCGGCACGCUCCAAACACAGUGCUACCAUAAUUGGGGAAAAUAUUUACCUCCUAGGGGGACGUAAUGGCAACUUACCCAUGAAAGAUUUCUGGAAAUAUAAUCUAAUAUCCGGUAAAUGGCAAUUAUUGAAACCCACCGGUGACAGACUUCCAGCACUGCAAGAACACUCAACAGUUGCGUACAAAAAUUGUCUCUACGUUUUCGGAGGCGAAGUGGGCUUUUCGGCCGGUACCGAAACCCCCCUGUGGUGCUACGACAUCAAAACCAACAACUGGAAGAAAAUCCGGACCAAAAAAGGCGUCGUGACGCCAAAGGGUCGCCGAGGGCACACGGCGCUGGUCCAUCGUGACCAAAUGCUCCUGUAUGGGGGCUAUCAGGACUUACGAGGGUCUUGUAGCGAAUUGUGGGCUUUCCAUUUUGAAACUGGGUCUUGGCACUUGUUAUCGACCACACCGAAGAAUGCCAAUAUCGAGGCGCUUCCACCCCCGCGUCAUAAACACUCCGCUGUUAUUCAUGAUGAUUCCAUGUGGGUGUAUGGCGGAAUGACUGAUUUGCAGGAACGAGGAGAUUUGUGGAAGUGGAAUACGCAGUCCAAAUCUUGGAGUUUUAUUAAAACUAAGAUCAAUCCGGGGUCUUUGCACAGUCAUGCCGUUUGUAAGCUGCCGUCGUCGAUGCUGCUUUUUGGAGGGGAAAGGGGUGGACACCCCACGAAUGAACUGUGGAAAUUCAGUUUUGUGACUGAAACUUGGGAAAAAAUCGUGACUUCGGGUGCCAAGCCGCAGCCCCGUUCCGAAAGCGUGGCCUUCUCCGUCUCCGAUUUCUCCCUAACCGAACCCACCGUCACCGAAAAAGCGGUCCGUCUCCGUUCCCGGACUUGCAUCUCCGCCGACCGCACCAACCGCCACUCCUCCUACCUCCCCAACAACCGAAUCGCCCCCUACGAAAAAACCUACAUUUUCCGGCCCUCUCACACCAAUUACACCGACGGCAGCGACCCCACACAGACCAUAGAGGAAAAAAAGAGCUUCUUACAGGAAAUUUCCAAAAUUUCCCAAAUCUCUAAAAUGAACAAAUGCAGCUACACCGUGUUGACCGGCUGCACGACAGACAGCACCGAGAGCCUCCUCAAGCAGCAUGCCAGUCCGCACUUUGACGAGAACGAAGCCAUCUCUUCCAAAAACGCGAUGGUCAAGUCGAAAUCGGCGUAUGUUAUUAAGAAGAAAGUCCAAGUGGAGACCGAGACGAUAACUCGAGAGCCGAUUUCAGUACCGAAUUUUUCGGUUUUGACACUGCCAACACCGGUGUUGACACCGGUUGAAGCGGCGAAGUUGGUCUAUUUGGACACCGAUGACGAAAAUGAGAUUUUAAACGAAAAGUGCGAGUUUGAUAAGCCGGUUUUGGAGCCCCCGAAGAGGGGUGAGAGUUACAGCUCGCACCUAGGGUACGCCGACAAUCCUCUCUACCAACACAUGAUGAAACUCAGCGAAAAAGAAAACAUUUCCUCGACUUCCGACUACGCCAGUAUUGAGACCAUGAAUCGACUCUCCUCUGCCAGUAAUUACAGCGUUAAGACCAACACAGCUGUCGAGGAGCCCAGAAACUUGGACAAAGACGGCCCUUUUGGGUUUUGCAACCCGAAUUAUCUGGGACCAGACAUCAAAGCGUUGCUAGAUCCCAGCGAGAAGAAGCAAAUCUCCAAAUUAUUGACCCAUCCUGAAAGCAAGGAUUCCGAAGAGAAUCUUUUGGAGUUGCAAGAGUACAAGACCGCGAAGGUGUAUUUCAGGGCUUCGACGCGAGUCCCAUCCGAUUCCCAGCGCACCAAAGAGGCGAAAAGAAGGGCCCAUAGUGCCGGAAGGGCCGAGAGUCACAAAAUCGAUAAAAACGAGGCCGAUUUCGACCGAAUUAUCGAUUUUGUUCCAUUGUAUGUCUAUGUGAUUGGGGGGAAAGAGCAUGGGCAAGUGACCAUCUUUCGGAGGCCGAUUUCGAUGUGGAAAUUGAAUCUGUUUUAAUUUUUUGCAAUAGACGUGCCAAAAUUAGGGUUCCAGAAAUUAGAUUUUCUACCUUUUCUAAUAGUUUAGUUUAGAUAGAAUAAAUAAAAUUCGUCCAAUACGUUGUGAUCAAGUUUAAUAAGAAGAGUCACUAUUUUCGGACGAAAGCCUUGUAGAUUUAGACAAAAGUGCAAUAUAUUUUCAAAUUUCGAAUUGUAUCUAGUUCAUUUGACGCAAUUGAGGGGCCUAUUGGCAUAUUUUAGAAAUUGAGGAAUUAGAUAUAGACCUCUCGAUUAUGACUGAAAACGGAAUUUAAUUAGAGUGGGCCUUGAUUUGGGUCUUAGGUGUUCAGUCAUACCAACAUAAAAGUCACGGCCAACUCGUAAUGAAGUUACUUGUCAUGUUACCAAUACACCUACAAGCCAACUAUAAGUACAACUAAAGACAUAACUGUAGAAUUAGAAAUUUUGUCGUUUCAUCUAAUUACGUGUACGAAACGUUUUGUGUUGAUUAUAUUUUUCUGUAGAAAAUUUGUUGUUGAAGUUGUUCUUUGUAU